AGUAACGUAAAAUAUAAUAAACAAAAUAGGGGGGAUGGAUAGAGAGUGUAUCAUACACUAGUGACUAGUAUUAGUCAGUUGCACAAAGGCACAGUAAAAGAUAGCACCAAAAAUUACGUUGCGUUUGUUUCUGCGGUAGGCCAUGUCACCAAACGUGCCAAAACUCGAAAGCUGUUUGUUACUUUCUAUUCUUCCUUAGACUCGCACACACAUACACUCGAGAGUGAGGGAGUGCUUUUCUCUCUCGCUAUUCUCCUUCUUCUUCCUUUGAUCGGCCCUCACACGCCACGCCACAACAUCCAUGGUGUCCAAACCUACCGACUCUGCUCCAAAGCAUCGAAAACAAUAUGGAGAGUCAGCAAAUGAAGCUAUUGGAACCUUGUCCGUCAAGAUAAACCAGCUGAAAAAGCAAAUUCAGGCGGAGAGAAUUGUAUCCAUCAAAGAAAAAAUUCAGAAGAAUGAGAAGAAGCUACAGUGUCAUAUUUCAGAGGUCAUGUCAGAAAUAUCAACGAGGGACUCUUCACAGACAGAGGAAAACAGGAACUGUCCAGUACUUUCUUCAAGAAUUGACCAUCCUUUAUGUAAAUUCAGUGGUUUCUCUCAAGGUUCAGGAGACAAAGACCACAGCAAUCAAGAUGUAUUAUCUGCUACAAGUAUCAAAAUUCCAUACAUUGAAAGAUUACCGCCAUAUACAUCUUGGAUAUUUCUGGACAGAAAUCAGAGAAUGGCUGAGGAUCAGUCAGUUGUUGGAAGAAGACGUAUCUACUAUGAUCAACAUGGCAGUGAAGCGCUAAUAUGUAGUGACAGCGAGGAAGAGUUAACAGAACCUGAGGAAGAAAAACAUGAAUUUUCUGAGGCUGAAGACCGUGUUAUAUGGAUGGCCUUCGAGGAACAUGGAUCAAACGAGGAGGUAUUGAAUAUUGUUAGCCAAUUUGUUGGGGGAACCAGUUUAGAAAUUCAGGAGAGAUAUAAAAGUAUCAAGGAAAAGAAUAUAGGUAGGUUGGACCAGCUUUCAGAAGCCUCAGGAGAAUAUGAAUCUCCUGUUGGUGUAAGUCCAGAGAAAAGCCUGAGUGCUGCGUUAGAUUCUUUUGAUAAUCUUUUCUGUCGCCGGUGCCUGAUUUUUGACUGUCGUCUGCACGGAUGUUCCCAACCUUUAAUAUAUCCUAGUGAAAAGCAGACAGUUUGGUCUGAGCCUGAAGGUGAUAGGAAACCAUGCAGUGACCAAUGUUACCUUCAGCAGUUAAAGGUUGUCAAAAGUGUGUCAGAAGAAACUUCCACAUCUUGUAAAGAUAAGAAAAGUACAAUUAUGGAAGAGGAAGAUGGGAUAUUGGCACCCUCCAAUACAGAAGAACCUAGUAAUCUGAGUACUAAACCUUUUCCAACAGAAGUUGAUUGUCAUGGAUAUCUCAAUUUAAAUGUUCCUGUCUCAGAAAGCAUGGUAAAACGGAAGGUCACAGAUCAGUCUGACACAGCACCAUAUGACUCAACACUUCCUUCUGAUGAUUCUCAGAAUUCCUAUAAAAAGUUGAAGAGAAUCUCAGAUGAUGUAGUUACUGUAAAUAGUGAUUAUAGCAAGAACCUAAAUUUGGGUGCAUGUGAUGAAAGUAAACAUAUAAUUACUUGUGCAAUUUUGGACAAAUCUGUUGAAGAUAUAUCAAAUAAAUUAACAGAUUCUUCUAGCACUUGCCAUGGUGAGCAUGGUGAAAGUGUUGGGGAUGGACCAAAAGAUCUCACAAAUAAGACAGAAUUGAAGUUCUCCAAUCCAAUGGAAGGAAAUGUUGAUGAGAUGCUUAGUCUCUCUGAUUGGAAGCCUCUAGAGAAAGAAUUAUACUUGAAGGGAGUGGAAAUGUUUGGCAGAAACAGUUGCCUCAUAGCAAGGAACUUACUUUCUGGCUUGAAGACUUGCAUGGAAAUAUCUAGUUAUAUGCAUUCAGGAGGAGUGUCAAUGCCCCACAGAUCUAUUGUUGCUCCUAGUUCAAUCAUGGAAGACAAGGGGAAAUUUGAUGCAGAUUGCACAGACCAAGAGAUGCCAUCUAGGUCACGGUUGCUGAGGAAAAGAGGAAAAACAAGGAAGUUUAAAUAUUCUUGGAAGUCUGCCGGCCACCCAUCAAUAUGGAAAAGAAUUGCUGAUGGGAAAAACCAAUCCUGCAAGCAGUAUACACCUUGUGGAUGUCAAUCAAUGUGUGGAAAGGAAUGUACUUGUGUUAAUGGUGGAACUUGCUGUGAAAAAUAUUGUGGUUGUUCGAAAAGCUGCAAAAACCGGUUUAGAGGAUGCCAUUGUGCCAAGAGUCAAUGCAGAAGUCGACAGUGCCCAUGCUUUGCUGCUGGACGUGAAUGUGACCCAGAUGUCUGUCGAAAUUGCUGGGUUAGUUGUGGGGAUGGUUCAUUAGGAGAGCCACCUCGGCGUGGAGAAGGCCAAUGUGGAAAUAUGAGGCUUCUUUUAAGACAACAACAGAGGAUUCUUUUAGCGAAGUCCGAUGUUGCAGGAUGGGGAGCAUUCUUGAAGAACCCAGUUAACAAAAAUGAUUAUCUAGGAGAGUACACAGGUGAACUGAUCUCUCACCGAGAAGCUGAUAAGCGUGGGAAAAUAUAUGAUCGUGCAAACUCGUCUUUUCUUUUUGAUUUGAAUGAUCAGUACGUUCUUGAUGCUUAUCGCAAAGGAGACAAGUUGAAGUUUGCAAACCACUCGUCAAACCCCAACUGCUACGCGAAGGUAAUGCUGGUUGCUGGAGAUCACCGAGUAGGCAUAUUCGCCAAGGAACACAUUGAUGCUAGUGAGGAGCUCUUCUACGAUUAUCGGUAUGGUCCAGAUCAAGCACCACCAUGGGCUCGUAAACCUGAGGGUUCCAAGAGAGACGAAUCAGCAGCUCCUCAAGGCAGAGCAAAGAAACACCAAUCACAUUGAUGAGCCUGGACCACGGUCCAGCAUGUACAAAUUUUUGGUUUCUACCACUAUAUAUUUUCAACAGCGACAAACUUGUGACAUCCCAUGGGAAAGAUUCAAGAUCAACUGUCACUGAAGAAGGAAACUAAUAAUUGGUAUGCAAUCCAAAUGUUAAUAUGCCUUAAAUUAUGUAUAUGAUGAUACGUCUAAACAAUAAAAAUGAGCAAGAGAUGAAGGAAGGCGUGAAGCAAAUCAAUGUUAAGAGCAAUAAGCUUGAAACUACACUAGCAGUUGGGAACACGAGUAUAGAAAUUCGUUUCGGAUGGUAGGCAUAACAUUUCGUGAUCCAUGUUCUAUAACUUGGUUUUGCUCUUCGCGAUAUGUGCCAUCCAAGUUACUAGAUCACAUAUGCAAUAUAAAUAGAGGUUAUAUGAUUUGUUAAAUAAAAAAAUAAAUUUAAGAUUUCAAGCUCUGUCCUAGAUGUGGAACACAGUGUGUUGCAAUGAGUCACUAUCCACUAGAUCCUCCCAGUGUACGUGUUAUUUGAUUCAGUGUUAUUAUUGCAGUUGUUCAUAAAAACUAGAUUUUAUUAAUUCAAUCAAUAUAUUUAAGUUUUUUUAUUUAGUGAUUUU
Messenger RNA from Abrus precatorius (Indian licorice), 3516 nucleotides. RefSeq names its product histone-lysine N-methyltransferase EZA1. Gene Ontology annotation, molecular function: protein binding; histone methyltransferase activity. Gene Ontology annotation, cellular component: PcG protein complex. Gene Ontology annotation, biological process: chromatin remodeling. NCBI's taxonomy places the organism in Eukaryota, Viridiplantae, Streptophyta, Magnoliopsida, Fabales, Fabaceae. The record is from RefSeq and is a predicted model, not a curated record. The coding region runs from base 302 to 2905 and encodes 867 amino acids. The transcript has 17 exons.